Molecule: messenger RNA, 3077 nt
Organism: Drosophila melanogaster (fruit fly)
Lineage: Eukaryota; Metazoa; Arthropoda; Insecta; Diptera; Drosophilidae
Gene: COX6AL2
Product: cytochrome c oxidase subunit 6A-like 2
Exons: 7
Coding region: 81-950 (289 amino acids)
Cellular component (GO): mitochondrial inner membrane
Source: RefSeq, marked reviewed
AUCAGUUGGCAUGUUGGGGAAAUUGUAAUUUAAAAUUGUGUUUCGGAAAUCUGUCUUUAAAAUUAUCUUUUAGUAAAAAAAUGCGGCACUUACAAUUAAUGAAAUAUGUAAACCCACGGUUUGCAAUCAACACGGUUAUUACCCAACGCUUAAUGUCAAAGUCUGAUGGAAAAUCUUCUGGCACAGGAUCAAAAGACGCGAAGUGUAAAGGUACUAAAGAUGCAAAAUCUUCAAAUGCAGCAAAGAAAUCUACUGAAGCAAAGGCCAAGGCUUCCGAUGCGGCAAAGAAAGCGACACCGCCUAAAGCGGCCAAGGAAACUAAAGUUACGCCGCCAAAGGACGAAACAGCCAUAGCCGGAGGAUCAAAAUGCCCGCCAAAAGUCCAACCUGUUGCAGAAACUAGUAAAAAUAAAAAGAAACUACAAUCGUGUGAUGAAUUGCUACUAGGUAAAAGUACUCGAAAGCAGAAGAAACCUCUAACAGCGAUCCAAGGAGGGGACCUUGGCUGUCCUGGCCGGACUGGAAAGAAACCACAAAUUGUUGCACAACACUCCAAGCUCUGGCAGAAAAUCUCGCUCUUCGGAGUCCUGCCGAUGAUAGCCAUUCUCACCCUUUUGGUUUUUAGCACUCGAUCGGAAGAGGAGCGUCUUGAGUUUAAGAACUAUGAGCAUAUGUACCGGCGGACGAAGCGAUACUGGUUUAAGGAUGGAAACCGUACCGCUUUUCACAAUAGUCACUUUAAUGCUUUGCCUCCAGCCGGAUAUGAGGACGAAGUGGACGAGAGUGGGAUUGGACAGGAUCCGGAGACGGACAAGGACAAGAAGGCUCGAAUGAAAGAAUUCGACAAGGUCGUCAAGAAUUGGCGCAAACACUCGUCUAAAAGGGAUGCGCAGCUCAAAAAGGAGGCAGCCGCUGCUGAAAAAGAGGCUAGAAAACAAGAAGCACAAUAAGCAAUGCGGAUUUUCGCCUUUGGAAGCUUUGGCAGCACUUCAACCUCAACAAUUUCUAUGUGCAGGUCAGCACGGAGAGCUCGCUGAGGGACCUGCAGCAUGUCGAUGCCCUGGAUGAACAUAAGGACGCUCCACCGCCGAAGAGUUUCCACGCCAACAACUCCACCCACUGGGAGACGUCCUUCCUGCUCCCCGCAUUGCCAUACAAAAUGGGCAUCCUGCUGCUGGAGUUCAGCAGCGAGUGCGCCUUAAAUCUACUCCGCUGGUCUGCGGCCUCGGAACAUAAUUACUUCACCACCAACCGGUUCUGGCUGCUCCUCACCGAAGAUCCAGGCGAUAUCGAUUUACUCGAGGAUCCGGAAAUAUUCAUUCCCCCGGAUAGUGAGUUGCGGGUCCUUCAUUAUGAAAACGUUGGCAACUUCUCUUGCAGUUUAAUCGAUCUAUACAAGGUAGCUGCUUGGAAGCCUUUGAAAAGAACCUUGGUGGGGCACAACAUUCGAAAUUCGCGGCACGUCAUUCAUGCCCUGCAGCACUUUGGUUCGGCCAUAACUUAUAGACAGGAUCUGGAGGGCAUAGUAUUCAAUUCGGCCAUAGUAAUUGCCUUUCCGGAUCUAUUCACUAACAUUGAAGAUUUGUCGCUGAGGCAUAUUGACACUAUAUCGAAGGUUAAUCAUCGCUUAAUGCUGGAGCUGGCCAAUAGAUUGAAUAUGAGGAUCGAACACUUUCCAUUUCCAGCUACAAUACCUACCAAACAGUGAACUACGGAUGGCGACAACCAAAUGGAUCAUUCGAUGGUCUCAUGGGACGUUUUCAACGCUAUGAACUGGACUUGGCCCAGCUGGCGAUCUUCAUGAGAUUGGAUCGUAUUGCAUUGGUCGAUUUUGUGGCUGAGACUUAUCGAGUGAGAGCUGGGAUCAUGUUUCGGCAGCCACCUCUCUCGGCAGUGGCCAAUAUAUUCGCUAUGCCCUUUGAGAACGAUGUGUGGGUGUCCAUUUUGAUGCUACUGAUCAUCACGACCGUGGUCUUGGUUCUGGAACUCUUCUUUUCGCCACACAACCACGACAUGUCCUACAUGGAUACACUAAAUUUUGUUUGGGGUGCUAUGUGCCAGCAGGGUUUCUACGUAGAGGUGCGGAACCGAUCGGCGAGAAUCAUUGUCUUCACCACAUUUGUUGCAGCUCUCUUCUUGUUCACCUCGUUUUCGGCCAAUAUUGUGGCCCUGCUGCAAAGUCCGUCGGAUGCUAUCCAGUCAUUGUCUGAUCUGGGACAAUCGCCUCUAGAAAUCGGAGUUCAGGACACGCAAUAUAAUAAAAUAUACUUCACCGAGUCCACAGAUCCCGUAACGAAGAAUCUUUACCACAAAAAGAUCGCGUCCAAAGGUGAAAAUAUCUAUAUGCGCCCCUUGCUAGGAAUGGAGAAAAUGCGAACCGGCUUAUUUGCAUACCAGGUUGAACUCCAGGCUGGUUACCAAAUCGUCAGCGACACCUUCAGCGAGCCGGAAAAGUGCGGAUUAAUGGAACUGGAGCCUUUUCAGCUGCCCAUGCUAGCUAUUCCAACAAGGAAAAACUUUCCUUACAAGGAGCUCAUUCGAAGGCAACUACGCUGGCAGCGAGAAGUAAGCUUGGUGAAUCGCGAGGAGCGAAAGUGGAUUCCUCAGAAGCCCAAAUGCGAGGGCGGAGUUGGCGGAUUUGUCUCCAUUGGCAUUACAGAAUGCCGGUAUGCUUUGGGGAUCUUUGGGUGUGGAGCUGCUGUCAGUUUUGUCCUGUUUCUUUUCGAGUUUAUCUUCAGACACUUCAAACAAGUUUAUCGCAUAAUUAAAGGCUAUAGAGAAGUGCAGCGCUAGGCUCCACGCGUUUAAUCCAAACACACUUAAAACUUAGAUGGGUAUGGAUAGCUCCCGGACAACAGCACGCAGCACCUCAGGUGUCUUGAACUGCCAGUUCUGGAUGUUCUUGCUGACCCGACACCAGGACUCGCCGUGCGUGGGCUCUGCAGAAAUGCACCGAUCGAGGACCUCCUGCUGCUGCGCCUCCGUGCCGUGGAGUAAUUCGAACUUGUAGAAAUAUGCCCAAGCAUCACCUAGAUCUGGAUCGAUCUUGACCUGAAAUAAACAAAUGAUUAGCUCUG